CCUCAAGGGACAUCACCCCAGGGCAUACAAUGGGGUUCAAGACUGCCAGCUUGGUGGUGCUGUGGCUGGCAUUGGCUCAAUCAAGUGCCUUUACUGUAAAAUCAGGACGGUUACGCAACCAUGGUCACUACGUCUGCAGUACAUGGGGAAACUCUCACUUCAAGACAUUUGAUGGGGACUAUUACCAAUUUCAGGGGAAAUGCAGCUACAACUUGGCUUCAGACUGUCGGGACGCAUAUAAGGAAUUUUCAGUGCAUGUCCAUCGGUCAUCUGACAGUGAUCACCCAUUCAUAAACAAGCUCACCGUUACUAUCAAAGAUGUCGUCAUUCUACUGCAAAAAGCUUUUGUAGUGGUGAAUGGGGAUGCUGUUAAGACACCAUACUACAGUUUUGGGAUCCUCAUUCAGAAAACUGAUACAUACUUUAAGUUGUAUACGAAGACAGGUUUAACCCUCAUGUGGAACAAAGAAGAUGCAGUCAUGGUGGAGCUUGAUCCAAAGUAUAACAACCAUACCUGUGGACUGUGCGGUGACUACAAUGGCAUACCUGCUUAUAAUGAAUUUAUUGAUAAUGACAUGUUUUACAAUGCUGUACAGUUUGGAAACAUGCAGAAAAUUCACGACCCUAGUGUUAUCUGUACAGAUGUAGAUUAUACUCAGCAAAUGGACACAUCCCAUUGUUCCCAAUAUCGCUCGGUGUGUGAAAAACACUUGGGACAUUCUGCAUUUUCCAGCUGUCAAGAUCUACUCAAUGUGGAAGCUUACAUUAAUGCCUGUGUGCUGGACAUGUGCUCCUGUAGCCAAUCCCAGGAAUCAUUCUGCCUGUGUAGUACAAUCAGUGAAUAUUCCAGGCAGUGUUCCCAUGCUGGAGGUCGCCCAGAAACCUGGAGGACUGACAGCUUCUGUCCAAAACAAUGUCCUGCCAAUAUGAUUUAUCAUGAGAGCGCCUCCCCCUGCAAGAAUUCCUGCUCCCACCUAGAGAUACACAGCUUGUGUGAGGAGCACUAUAUGGAUGGCUGCUUCUGCCCUGAAGGCACUGUACAGGAUGACUACACUGAUAAAGGAUGUAUUAAAGUUAGUGAAUGUCACUGUAAACACAGAGGGACUCUGUAUGCUCCAGGCGAAAAAAUGCAGCAUGAGUGUGAUGAAUGCCACUGUAUAUCCGGAAGAUGGAGCUGCACAGACCAUGCAUGCCCUGGAUCUUGCUCUAUUGAAGGAGGAGCCCAUAUCGCCACCUUUGAUGGGAAGUCCUAUACCUUCCAUGGUGACUGCUACUAUGUGCUGUCCAAGGGUUAUAGAAAUGAAUCCCAUGUGAUCUUGGGGGAAAUGACUGCUUGCAGUUCCUUGGCGAGAGAGACCUGUCUCAAGUCCAUUAUACUCCUAACAGAUAACCUGAAAAAUGUGGUGACUUUCAAGGCCGAUGGCACAGUUCUAUUGAAUGAACUGACAGUAACACUUCCUCAUGUCACAGCCAGUUUCUCCAUCAUGCAGCCCUCUGGUCCUUACAUCAUCGUACAAGCUGCCUUUGGCCUUCAGAUGCAGAUUCAGCUGCAACCCAUGAUGCAGCUUUACAUCACUGUGCAGAAAUCUGCCAGGGGGCGACUUCAAGGUCUUUGUGGAAACUUUAAUUCAAAGGAGGGAGAUGAUUUUAAAACAUCGGGUGGUCUAGUAGAAGCCACAGCAUCUGCCUUUGCCAACACAUGGAAAGCCCAACCCAACUGCCAUGAUGUGUCAGACCUGAUGGAUGAUCCCUGCAGCCUCAGCAUUGAGAGCGGACACUACGCAGAACAUUGGUGCUCUAAAAUAGAAAAAGAGGAGUCUCCUUUUGCUAAAUGCCAUUUAGCAGUAGACCCAGCUGGGUAUAAAAAGAGAUGUCUUUAUGAUACUUGUAACUGUAAAGACAGCGAGAAGUGUAUGUGUGCUGCAAUCUCCUCCUAUGUCAGGGCCUGCGCUGCUAAAGGGAUCAUUUUGUGGGGCUGGAGGAAUGGAAUAUGUGACAAGGACAUCUCUUCUUGCCCAUCUACCCAAAUCUAUCUAUAUAACCUGACCACAUGCCAGCCAACCUGCCGUUCCCUCGGAGAAGGUGACAAAGCCUGUGCCAGUGGGUUUACUGCAGUUGAUGGCUGCGGGUGUCCAGAUGGAGAGUUUCUGAAUGAGAAGAGCCAGUGUGUACCCGUAUCUCAGUGCUCGUGUUACUACCAGGGCUCAUAUUUGAACCCACUGGAUGUUAUCCACAAACAAGAUGAGCGUUGCACUUGCCACCAUGGAAAACUUAUUUGCACUAUACACGCCCCCGAAGGAUGUCCUGUGGGAAAAGUCUAUUAUGACUGUAACAAACAAAAAAGCGCCCCCAUCCAUAGGAGCUGCAAGACCCUUGGUGCUGAAUAUUUCCAGACAGAGUGUAUCUCGGGAUGUGUUUGCCCUGAUGGACUUCUAGAUGAUGGGACUGGUGGUUGUGUUCCUGAGGCAGGGUGCCCAUGUAUCCACAAUGAUGAUAUUUACGCCCAUGGGACUAAAGUCAAGGUGGAUUGUAACACAUGUCUUUGUCAAAGUGGACGAUGGACCUGUACCGAUGUUGUGUGUUAUGCAACAUGUUCAAUCUAUGGCAAUGGUCAUUACAUCACUUUUGAUGAGAAAUAUUAUGACUUUGAUGGAAAUUGUGAGUUUGUAGCUGCACAGGAUUAUUGCGGUCCUAACCACUCUACUGGAAACUUCAGCGUCAUCACAGAGAACAUCCCAUGUGGCACUACAGGAGUUACAUGUUCCAAAUCCAUCAAGGUUUUUCUUGGGGAUAAAGUAUUACAAUUAUCAGAUAAACACUUAGUGGAAACUGAAGGCCAAGGUGGAAAACACGUGAGGUACCUGACCCGUGAAGUUGGUAUUUACCUGGUCAUUGAGACAAACAAUGGUAUUCUUUUGAUCUGGGACAGAAAGACCACAAUAUUCAUCAAGGUGUCACCUGCAUACAAGGGAAAAAUGUGUGGCUUGUGUGGAAACUUUGAUCAGAAUUCACAAAAUGACUAUACAACCAGCCACUUGUUACAAGUGAAUGAUGUGCUGGAGUUUGGAAACAGCUGGAAAGUUGACUCUAACUGUCCUGAUGCAACAGAGGUGAUCAACCCCUGCAGUCAGAACCCACAUCGCAAGGCCUGGGCUGAGAAGCAGUGUGGAUUAAUCAAAAGUGAUGUCUUCAAAGUUUGUCACAGCAAGGUGGAUCCAAAACCAUUCUUUGAAGCUUGUGUGAUUGACUCUUGCUCCUGUGACAGCGGUGGAGACUGUGAAUGUUUCUGCUCUGCGGUAGCUGCCUAUGCUCAGGAAUGCACCAAAGCUGGAGCCUGUGUCUUCUGGAGAACACCAGACGUAUGCCCCAUAUUUUGUGACUACUACAACCCUAUAGAUGAAUGUGAGUGGCAUUAUCACCCUUGUGGCUACCACAACAUAAAGACCUGCCGUUCUAUCAACAAUGUCUAUACUAAUGUCACCGUUACCUACCUGGAAGGCUGCUACCCAACAUGCCCUGAAGACAAACCUAUUUUUGAUGAGUCAAAGAUGAUUUGCGUGACGGCAGAACUAUGUGGUUGUUACAUUAACGAUACCCACUAUGAGAAUGGGGAUAAAGUGCCCAGUAAUGAGAAUUGUCACUCUUGUGUAUGUACCCCAGAAGCAAAGGUUGAAUGUGUCUACAACCAGUCAGAAUGUGCCUGUAUUAUCAAUGGCACAAUAUAUGAAGAAGGAGACAUCAUAUCCAGUGUUGAACAUUCUGGAGUAUGUUAUAUAAUAAGAUGUGUGAAUGGCACACCGAAGGAAGAGUUUGAUGUCUGCUCCUCUACUGUACCUACCACUACAUCCAUUACCACCACUCCCACUACACCAACAACAACAACAACAGUCACUACCACAUCUACAAUAAGCAGUCCCCCCUCAACAACCUGUGUUUAUGAAACAGUAUGCAAAUGGACCCAGUGGUUUGAUGUCAGCAAGCCAGAAAAUGAUCCGGACAGUGGCGAUUUUGAAACCUAUGAUGAGAUAAGAAAACAUCACACAUUCUGUAGUGUGCCUGACCAGAUUCAGUGCAGAGGGGUUAAUAACCCUGAUGUCAGCUUGGAUGAUUUACAACAGACUGUUCACUGCAAUGUAUCGUUUGGGCUAAUCUGCCGGAACAGCGAGCAAAAUCUAUUUGACACCCCCUGGCAGAAGUGCUACAACUACGAGGUCCGAAUGGACUGCUGUGAGAUUGUGUGUGUCCAUUCAACAGCUCCAACUCCCACUACAACUCCUACCACCACAACUCCCACUACAACUCCUACCACCACAACUCCUACCACCACAACUCCUACCACCACAACUCCUACCACCACAACUCCUACCACCACAACUCCUACCACCACAACUCCUACCACCACAACUCCCACUACAACUCCUACCACCACAACUCCUACCACCACAACUCCCACUACAACUCCUACCACCACAACUCCCACUACAACUCCUACCACCACAACUCCCACUACAACUUCGACUACCACCACCAUCACAACUUUACCUACACCUACACCUACAGUCUGUGAUCUGAACUGCAACUGGACACAAUGGUUUGAUGUCAGUUACCCGAAAUCUGGACCAGGUGGAGUGGAUAAUGAGACUUAUGUGAACAUCAGAAAUCUCGGCUAUGAAUUUUGUGAGAAGCCAGAGGAGAUUGAAUGCAGAACAGACAGAUUACCAGAUACACCACUGGAAGACUUGGGGCAGAAAGUGACCUGUGAUGUCUCCACGGGCCUUGUGUGUGAAAACAAAGACCAGACAUUUCCACCAGUGUGCUACAAUUAUCAGAUCAGAGUCUGCUGUCCACCUGACAUUCCUGAUUGGUGUAUAUCAACUCCCAAGCCCACUACAACUAAAACAACACCACCUACUACUACUACAACAACAUCACCACCUACAACUACUACAACAACACCACCUACAACUACUACACCACCUACAACUACUACAACUACUACAACACCAACUACACCACCUCCAACUACUACAACAACACCACCUACAACAACUACACCACCUCCAACUACUACAACAACACCACCUACAACAACGACAACUACUGCAACAACUACACCACCUACAACUACUACAACAACACCACCUACAACAACGACAACUACUGCAACAACUACACCACCUACAACUACUACAACACCUACACCACCUUCAACUACUACAACAACACCACCUACAACAACGACAACUACUGCAACAACUACACCACCUACAACUACUACAACACCUACACCACCUUCAACUACUACAACAACACCACCUACAACAACGACAACUACUGCAACAACUACACCACCUACAACUACUACAACACCUACACCACCUUCAACUACUACAACAACACCACCUACAACAACGACAACUACUGCAACAACUACACCACCUACAACUACUACAACACCUACACCACCUUCAACUACUACAACAACUACACCACCACCUACAACUACUACAAUAACAACAACACCACCUACUACAACAACUACACCGCCUACAACUACUACUACAAGGUCUACAACUACUACAACUGAAAGUACAACGUCCACAUCUACUCUAUCAAGCACCACCCUUUCUCCAACAACAGUCUGUGAUCUGAACUGCACCUGGACAAAAUGGUUUGAUGUCAGUUACCCGAGACCUGGACCAAAUGGAGGAGAUUAUGAGACUUAUGUGAACAUCAGAAAUGCUGGCUAUGAAUUUUGUGAGAAGCCAGAGGAGAUUGAAUGCAGAACAGACAGAUUACCAGAUACACCACUGGAAGACUUGGGGCAGAAAGUGACCUGUGAUGUCUCCACGGGCCUUGUGUGUGAAAACAAAGACCAGACAUUUCCACCAGUGUGCUACAAUUAUCAGAUCAAAGUCUGCUGUCUACCUGACAUUCCUGAUUGGUGUAAAUCAACCACCAAGCCCACUACAACUAAAACAACAACAACUACUACUACUACUACUACUACAACACCACCACCACCUCCAACUACUACAACAACACCACCACCUCCAUCUACUACAACAACACCACCACCUCCAACUACUACAACACCUACAACUACAACACCUUCAACAACUACAACACCACCUACUACUACAACAACACCACCUCCAACUACUACAACAACACCACCUACAACUACUACAACACCUACAACUACAACACCUACAACUACAACACCUUCAACUACUACAACAACUACACCACCACCUUCAACUACUACAACAGCUACAACACCACCUACAACUACUACAACAGCUACACCAACACCUACAACUACUACAACAACUACACCACCACCUUCAACUACUACAACAGCUACACCACCACCUCCAUCUACUACAACACCUACAACUACAACACCUUCAACAACUACAACACCACCUACUACUACAACAACACCACCUACAACUACUACAACACCUACAACUACAACACCUACAACUACAACUACAACACCUUCAACUACUACAACAACUACACCACCACCUUCAACUACUACAACAGCUACACCACCACCUUCAACUACUACAACAGCUACACCACCACCUUCAACUACUACAACAGCUACAACACCACCUACAACUACUACAACAACUACACCACCACCUUCAACUACUACAACAGCUACACCACCACCUUCAACUUCUACAACAGCUACACCACCACCUUCAACUACUACAACAGCUACACCACCACCUUCAACUUCUACAACAACUACACCACCACCUUCAACUACAACAACACCACCUACUACAACAACUACACCACCACCUUCAACUACUACAACAACAACAACACCACCUACUACAACAACUACACUGCCUACAACUACUACAACGUCUACAACUACUACAACUGAAAGUACAACGUACACAUCUACUCUAUCAAGCACCACCCUUUCUCCAACAACAGUCUGUGAUCUGAACUGCACCUGGACACAAUGGUUUGAUGUCAGUUACCCGAAACCUGGACCAAAUGGAGGGGAUUAUGAGACUUAUGUGAACAUCAGAAAUGCUGGCUAUGAAUUUUGUGAGAAGCCAGAGGAGAUUGAAUGCAGAACAGACAGAUUACCAGAUACACCACUGGAAGACUUGGGGCAGAAAGUGACCUGUGAUGUCUCCACGGGCCUUGUGUGUGAAAACAAAGACCAGACAUUUCCACCAAACUGCUACAAUUAUCAGAUCAAAGUCUGCUGUCCACCUGACAUUCCUGAUUGGUGUAAAUCAACCACCAAGCCCACUACAACUAAAACAACACCACCUACUACUACUACAACAACAUCACCACCUACAACUACUACAACAACACCACCACCUCCAACUACUACACCACCUAUAACUACUACAACAACAACACCACCACCUACAACUACUACAACACCUACAACUACAACUACAACACCUUCAACUACUACACCACCUACUACUACAACAACACCACCUACAACUACUACUACACCACCUCCAACUACUACAACAACACCACCACCUACAACUACUACAACAUCUACAACUAUAACACUCACAACUACAACUGCAACACCUUCAACUACUACAACAACUACACCACCUACUACUACAACAACACCACCUACAACUACUACACCACCUCCAACUACUACAACAACACCACCACCUACAACUACUACAACAUCUACAACUACAACUGCAACACCUUCAACUACUACAACAACUACACCGCCUACUACUACAACAACACCACCUACAACUACUACACCACCUACAACUACUACGACACCAUCUACUUCAACAACAACACCAUCACCACCUUCAUCUACUACAACAACAACACCACCUACAACUACUACGACACCAUCUACUUCAACAACAACACCAUCACCACCUUCAUCUACUACAACAACAACAACGCCAUCACCUCCAUCUACUACAACAACAACCACAGUGACCCCAACUCCUACUCCAACAACAGCAUACACAUCCAAUCCAACUACAAGCAAAGUAACUUCUAUCACUACUACUACAAUUACUCCAAGCACCACAACAUGUACCACAGAGGAACCUGAGGAAACAACACCUGUUACCUCAGAAACCACUACAACUAAAGUAACUACUACUUCCACUAAGCCUACUUCAACAGUUCCGACAACAACUGAAACAGUGACCACUACCACUUCUGUAUCCACGCCACCUCCUACUACUACUACUACAACUAGUUCUACUACACCUUGUGUGUGUAAUUACGAUGGGGUAACAAAGCCUCCAGGUCCUGUGACUGAUGGGCAACUUAAUGAAACAAUGUGCUUCAUAGUGGUUUGCUAUCCAAACUGUGAAAUAGGUUUGGAGACAAUUAUUUGCAACACAACAACUACUCCCACACCAACCCCUACUACAACUACCACAACACCUACCACAACCACAACUGAACCCACAACAACAACAACAACAGAAACCCCUACUACAACAAAAUCCACAACAACUACUACCACACCUACUACAACACCCACCACAACCACAACGGAAUCCACAACAACACCAACACCAACAACCACUACUACAACUACCACAACACCUACCACAACCACAACUGAACCCACAACAACAACAACAACAACAGAAACCCCUACUACAACAAAAUCCACAACUACUACCACACCUACUACAACACCAACCACAACGGAAUCCACAACAACACCACCACCAACAACCACUUCUACAACUACUACCACAGCUACUACAACACCCACCACAACUGAAUCCACAACAACAACAACAACAACAACAGAACCCCCUUCUACAACAGAAUCCACAACAAUCACUACUACAACUACUACUACAACCCCCACCACAACCACAACCACAACAACAGAAACCCCUACGACAACCAAAUCCACAACAACACCAACAACUACUACAACACCAACCACAACUACAUCCACACCACCAACCCCUACUACAACAACUACUAUAUCAUCAACCACACAAAAACCUGGCUGCCCAUUUGACCCCCCUCGUGAGCCUAAUGAAUCUUGGAUGCUGUGUAACUGCACCAUGGCAAUAUGUCUUGAAAACAACACAGUACAGAUCGUUGAACUGAAGUGUGAACCCCCACCUAAAAUAACAUGUGCCAGUGGGUUAGAACCAAUAGCUGUAGUAGACGAUGACUUAUGUUGCUGGCACUGGGAGUGUGACUGUUAUUGCAUGGGUUGGGGUGACCCCCAUUAUAUCACAUUUGAUGGCACCUACUACAGCUAUCAAGGAAACUGCACAUAUACUCUAGUGGAAGAGAUUACAAAGAAGAUUGAUAAUUUUGGAGUAUACAUCGAUAAUUAUGACUGUGCAGCUAUAGACCGAGUAUCUUGUCCACGUGACAUCAUUGUCCGUCAUGAAUCUCAGACAAUACGCAUUGCUUUAAAGACCGCAAUACCUAUCAGCCUACAGGUUACUGUAAACGAUGUGGUUGUAGCAAUCCCCUUUAAAAAGUAUGGAGUGUCUGUGUAUAAAUCUGGAAUCAAUUAUGUGGUCGAAAUUCCAGAAUUGAAGGCUAAUAUCACAUACAACGGCAUGGACUUCUCUGUCAAACUACCAUAUCAUCUUUUUGGAAACAAUACGCAGGGACAGUGCGGUACUUGCAACAACAAUAAAGAAGAUGACUGUCUGACAAAAAGCGGUGAAAUUGUAUCAAACUGCGAAGUUAUGGCAGAUUCUUGGGUUGUAGAAGAUCCAAGAAAACCUACAUGUGGCAGUCUGAGACCCACAAUUCCACCCAAAGUCACCCAGGCUCCUUGCAAACCAUCUCCACUAUGCGAACUCAUCUUGGGAACGACAUUCCAGAAAUGCCACAGUGCUCUGCCUCCAAAUAAUUUCUACCAGGCUUGUAAUUUUGACAGUUGCCAUGUACCCGACUCCGACAUAGAAUGUAGCAGUUUGCAGCAAUACGCUCAGCUCUGUGCAAGUCAGGGAGUCUGCAUUCAAUGGAGAGAUAAAGCUCCAGAAUGUUCUAUUACUUGCCCAUCACACAAAGUCUACAAUGCAUGUGGAGCAGCUGUACCAAUUACAUGCGAAUCUACUCCGGAAGAGAUUGAACAAAUGCAGAAUGAUAAACAUUUGGUUGAAGGAUGCUUCUGUCCAUUCGGUACCAAGCCUUUCAGUCCUAGUGUGGAUGUCUGUGUAUCUACCUGUGGAUGCGUUGGACCAGACAAUGUGCCAAGAGAGUAUGGAGAGGUGUUCCAGUUUGACUGCCAGGACUGUGUCUGUAGAGAAGGUGGCAGUGGCAUCAUUUGCCAAGAACAUAAAUGUCCCAUGCUGAAGAAUAUCAAGUGUGAGCUGGAAGGUUUCUACCCCAAAACCCAGAGAAACCCCAAUGAUGCUUGCUGUCAGGAGUCUACAUGCCAGUGUGACCCCAGUAAAUGCACAAAUAAAUCUCCCAACUGUGGACUUGGAUAUGAAGCUAUCGGUGGAAUUCCAGAUGGACACUGUUGCCCCAUAUAUCAAUGCGUCCGGAAGAAAGUCUGUGUACAUGGAAGUGCAGAAUACUUGCCCGGCGCUCCAGUGCUCUCUGACAUGUGCCAGACCUGCGUGUGCGCAGAGAAUGCCACUGCAGUUGCAGGAGUUGAGAUAAAAUGCACAGCAGUGUCUUGCAGUAAAUCAUGCCCACUGGGCUUUGAGUUGAAGACGAGCACAACCGAUUGCUGCGGUGAUUGUGAACAAACUCAUUGCGUCGUCGAAGAUAAUAAUAAUUUGAUUCUGUUGAAGCCUCAGGAAUCAUUGCGUGCACAAGAUGACAACUGUACAUUCUACACCUGCACUCAAAUCAAAACAAGUUUCAUUUCAUCCACCUCACAUAUUAGUUGCCCAUCCUUUAAAGAAGAAGAUUGUGAACCUGGCACAAUUCAAGUUUUACCUGAUGGCUGCUGUAAGAUAUGUAUUGAAAAGAGCAAAUCUUGUGAGCUGCACGUAGAACAUAACUACAUGACUUUCAAUAACUGCCGAUCAAUAGAUUUUGUGAAGAUAACGCGGUGUGAAGGGACCUGCAACACCUAUUCAAUGUACUCAGCAGCUGCCAAAGAAAUGUCACAUAAGUGUUCCUGUUGCCAGGACGUGCAGACCGCCAAUAAACAUGUGACGCUGAGGUGCGAUGAUGGAAGUCUAGUGGAUCAUGAAUAUGUUGAAGUGCAAGACUGUAACUGUGUCAGCACUGCGUGUGGAUUGCCCCCGACAUUGGAAGAACAUUCACCUGUCAAAGCUCGCCGCUCCAUACGGCAAAGCAGACAAACCUUAACUUAAAUAACCUAUACACAGGCAAAUGUAACUUAACUGUACUGCCAUAUCUAUAAUUUUCCUGUAUGUAAACUGAAUGUGUUUGUCUUUCCUCUUUAAGAAUAAAGCACUUAUAUUAAA
Messenger RNA from Rana temporaria (common frog), 11426 nucleotides. Its product is annotated as mucin-2-like. Gene Ontology annotation, cellular component: extracellular matrix. The record is from RefSeq and is a predicted model, not a curated record. Bases 30 to 11312 code for a protein of 3760 amino acids. Gene Ontology annotation, molecular function: protein binding. Lineage: Eukaryota; Metazoa; Chordata; Amphibia; Anura; Ranidae. The transcript has 54 exons.